AUUUACGGAAAACAAUGGAAGAUAUUAUCCUUAUGGGCCAAAAACACAUGGAAGGGAAGCAAAUUACCGUUAAAGUCGGGACGCAGAAAUUUGUGCUACAAAAUCAGAUGCAACAUCUUAUUACAGGUAUCCGUUUUGGAAAAAAACUGGAUCGACAAUACGGUGCAGGGGGAUAA
This is a messenger RNA of Pyricularia oryzae 70-15, 176 nucleotides long. RefSeq lists its product as uncharacterized. The transcript has 2 exons. The coding region runs from base 15 to 176 and encodes 53 amino acids. The record is from RefSeq and is a predicted model, not a curated record. Lineage: Eukaryota; Fungi; Ascomycota; Sordariomycetes; Magnaporthales; Pyriculariaceae.